AGAAAGAGAGAGAGAAUACAAGUCAAGUGAAUUCGCAGUUGAUGCAAAAGCUGCUCGCUCAUGUUCGUGCUGGCUCGGUUCGGUGUAACACUCACUGCGGUAAACAAGACCGUUUAUCCCCGUUCAUUCAGUUCUUCACUGGGGAUGAAUGAGCGUUGCGGACAUAACGUUUACAUUAUAAAGGACACCGCGCAAACCAGCAAGAUGAAGCACGAAUGAGAUUCCUAGGAUGUCUUUCAAGAAGGAAACACCUCUUGCCAACGCUGUGUUUUGGGCAGCAAGGAAAGGAAACUUGGCUUUGCUUCAGCUGUUGUUGAACAGCGGGCGAGUGGAUGUAGACUGCAAAGAUUGUUAUGGCACCUCUGCAUUGAUGGUGGCAUCUUACAGCGGGCAUUAUGAGUGUGUUCGGGAACUCAUCCUGCAAGGUGCAGAUAUUAAUCUGCAAAGAGAGACAGGUUCCACUGCCCUCUUCUUUGCUUCACAACAGGGCCAUAAUGAAAUUGUCAAGCUCCUGUUUGAAUUCGGAGCGUCCACCGAGUUUCGGACAAAGGAUGGCGGCACAGCACUCUCCGCAGCCUGUCAGUACGGUCACUCCAAAGUGGUGGACACCCUUCUGAAGAAUGGCGCCAAUGUCCAUGACCAGCUCAAUGAUGGUGCAACGGCCUUAUUUUUGGCUUCCCAAGAGGGUCAUGUGACUGUAAUACGUCAGCUUAUGUCAACCGGGGCUAAAGUCAAUCAACCUCGAGAGGAUGGCACAGCUCCGCUCUGGAUGGCAGCCCAGAUGGGACAUGACGAGGUGGUAAAAGUUCUGCUGCUACGAGGUGCGGACCGUGAUGCGGACAGAAAAGAUGGUUCUACGGCUCUGUUCAAGGCUGCACAUAAAGGAUACUGUAACGUCAUUGAGGAACUGCUCAAGUUCUCUCCCUCACUUGGCCUUCUGAAGAACGGUUCUACAGCUCUUCAUGCUGCCGUCAUGGGCGGGAAUCCCAAAACAGUCGCACUGUUGCUGAAGGCAAAUGCCGAUCCAGCUUUACCCAACAAGAACAAUGAACUGCCGGAGGAUCUUACGAAGAACGAACGCAUACUAAGAAUCCUGCGACUGCCGAUGCUGAAUGGAGGGAGUUGAUGACUGCUGUGUUUGUUUUUAUGCCCAUGAAAAAUGAAUGCACUACUUCUCAGUCCCAGGAGACUGAAAACAGAGCAGUCGCUGCCUGCAACAUCUUUCCAGUCUCGUUCAGUGGAUGCUUGAAGCUUCAGAUCGACAACACAAAUGCACUGAAAAGCAGAAUUGCUUAUUCUUCAUCCUUGAAAUGUUAUGACAUACUGUAUUAAUGUCAUUGGCUUUUUGUUUUCAGUCUAAAACAUUUAUUAAAGGUGCUCUGUGCUCUAAUAU
Messenger RNA from Pimephales promelas (fathead minnow), 1393 nucleotides. RefSeq names its product ankyrin repeat domain 29 (gene ankrd29). Gene Ontology annotation, molecular function: protein binding. The record is from RefSeq and is a predicted model, not a curated record. NCBI's taxonomy places the organism in Eukaryota, Metazoa, Chordata, Actinopteri, Cypriniformes, Leuciscidae.